Messenger RNA from Neurospora hispaniola, 956 nucleotides. RefSeq lists its product as uncharacterized. The transcript is spliced from 5 exons. The record is from RefSeq and is a predicted model, not a curated record. NCBI's taxonomy places the organism in Eukaryota, Fungi, Ascomycota, Sordariomycetes, Sordariales, Sordariaceae. The coding region runs from base 348 to 614 and encodes 88 amino acids.
ACGCGAUGCACCCUUGUUUCCGCUGUCACUUCCUCCAACGAACUGACUGCAGGCAGUCACUCACCAUUAAACCGUCUGGAACAUCUGACGGGAUUGCGCAGUUUCGCCUUCAAGCUCGGUCGCAUCUGGUCGAGGCCUCGGGAGGACACGAUUCCAGUUUGUGUAAUCCAGAUAGUAUAUAAUCAAAAACUAAUCACGCGGUCAUAAUCAGAGCUUCUUUUGUUCCAAACCAAGUGCCACCUCACUAGACAACUCAGUUAGGGCGUUAACGUUUUGUAGUAGUGCGCCUACCCCUCUUGCCUUACCACCGCUUAUAACGCAGACAACCCUUUUCCGAACUACUCGAUAUGCCCACGGCACUAGAUAAAGCGUUGAGAUCACGAAACGCAUUUCUUGCGUUCGCCGGCAUCGUGACGGGUGUCGCCGCAUGGUCUAUCUUUGGAGGCGAAGUGUUUCCUCAAGACCAGGCUGACCCAAAGGGCAAUCCUGAAGAAUGGACUCGCGAGGAGAUGCGCAGAUGGCUUGCACUGCGUAAUCUUCAUCCACAAGAUUCGGACACCCGGGAGCAGUUACUGGAAAGGAUCCAAGCGAACUUGAGAAUCCCAAGACAGUGAACUGGUCGUGCUGGAGAAAUUGGAGGAACCCUAUGAUAUGUUUAUACCCCUUGAAGAAUACCUAGCCUGCAUUUAUCUCUGUUUCAUGUUCUUCAUGACAUUGCUAUCUUCAUAGCAGGCUGGCGAUGGUAUGGUCAGCUGGCUAGAGGACACAUGCUGCUGAAUCCUGUUCUCCCAUCGUACUUGCAUACUCGUGAUCCCAACCGCUGAAUACAAAAUCAUAAACCGGAAACCACACGAUAUGACUACAUAUAGACAUCGGGAAAUGCUCCUUAAUGUCAACAGGAACCACUGUUUACGUUCGGAGAUCUGUAAGGUGACCCGGGCCGGCAACAUGCGAAC